AUGUUCAAUUGCCCUGUGUGUAAAAGAAGAUUUGUUCGUCUAACAUGUCUUCAAAAUCACAAAAAAGUUCACAGAAAUUAUUAUCAAGCUAAAAACGAUAUUGAUACUAGUACAGAUGAGAAAGUUGAAGAUAUUACUGAUACUAGUGAUGAUGAAAAAGUUGAAGAAGUUACUGAUACUGAUAUAGAUAAAAACAUUGAAGAUGUAACUUAUAUUAGUACAAAUGAAAAUGCUGAAAGUGUUACUGAUAUUAAAAAAGUUGAAGAUGUUACUGAUACUAGUGCAGAUGAGAAAGUUGAAGAAGUUACUGAUACCGAUACAGAUGAGAAAGUUGAAGAAGUUACUUAUAUCAAUACAAAUGAAAAUUCUGAAGAUGUUACUGAUAUUAGCAUGAAUGAAGAUGUGAAUAUUCAUAGUUUCGAUACAGAUAAGAAAGUUGAAGGUGUUAAUUAUACUAAUAUAGAUGAAAAAACUAAAAGCAUUACUGAUACUAGUAUAGAUGAAGAUGUAAAUAUUUAUAGUUUUGACAAACUAGAAAUAAUGAAUAUUAUCGAUGAUCAGGAUAUUUUUGACCAAAAUAUUAUGCAUGAAACGAAUCAAAUAUCUGAAGAAAGUGAAAAUAUCCAGGAAGCUGCUAAUGAAUUCUGGAAUGAUAGUAGUUAUUGUAGUGACACUAAUAAAGUGUUUCCACAUGAGGCAUAUCAAGAUUUUGUUGAAAUGGUAAUUAAAUACCAGCUUUCUUUUAUGGCUGGUGAUGCCAUAUUAAAGUUUGUAAAAAAAUAUAGUCAAAUUCCAAAGAAGGCUUUACCUCGAUCAACAAAAGAAGGUCUUAGUUUCUUAGAUACUUUGAAAAAAAAUCAUACUGAGUUUUUUUCAAUCCCUGUUGCAGAAAUAAAGGAUCAAGUUUACUCAUUUGAAUAUCAAUAA
This is a messenger RNA of Dentiscutata erythropus, 927 nucleotides long. The record is from the annotation of a GenBank genome assembly. Lineage: Eukaryota; Fungi; Glomeromycota; Glomeromycetes; Diversisporales; Gigasporaceae.